AUGGCUGAUUCUCUGACCGAAGAGCAGGUCUCCGAGUUCAAGGAGGCCUUCUCCCUGUUUGACAAGGAUGGUGAUGGCGAGAUCACCACCAAGGAACUGGGAACCGUUAUGCGAUCCCUCGGUCAGAACCCUUCCGAGUCCGAGCUCCAGGACAUGAUCAACGAGGUUGAUGCCGACAACAACGGCACGAUUGACUUCCCCGAAUUCCUGACCAUGAUGGCACGAAAGAUGAAGGACACCGACUCCGAGGAGGAAAUCCGUGAAGCUUUCAAGGUAUUCGACCGUGACAACAAUGGCUUCAUUUCCGCUGCUGAGCUGCGACACGUUAUGACCUCUAUCGGUGAGAAGCUCACAGACGAUGAGGUUGAUGAGAUGAUCCGGGAGGCUGAUCAGGACGGUGAUGGACGCAUUGACUAUAACGAAUUCGUCCAACUCAUGAUGCAGAAAUAA
Molecule: messenger RNA, 450 nt
Organism: Clonostachys rhizophaga
Lineage: Eukaryota; Fungi; Ascomycota; Sordariomycetes; Hypocreales; Bionectriaceae
Source: the annotation of a GenBank genome assembly